This is a messenger RNA of Nilaparvata lugens (brown planthopper), 2548 nucleotides long. RefSeq names its product enolase. Gene Ontology annotation, biological process: glycolytic process. Lineage: Eukaryota; Metazoa; Arthropoda; Insecta; Hemiptera; Delphacidae. Gene Ontology annotation, cellular component: phosphopyruvate hydratase complex. The record is from RefSeq and is a predicted model, not a curated record. The transcript is spliced from 9 exons. Gene Ontology annotation, molecular function: phosphopyruvate hydratase activity; magnesium ion binding. The coding region runs from base 526 to 1893 and encodes 455 amino acids.
AUCGUUCACCGGCCAGUGUUUCUGUAAGUUUUACUAGAAUUUAUGUUCAAAUUUACUUAAAACUUGUAAUUUUUUUACUUCAAAUACAACAACAAAGGUGGCUUGUUAAUAGUUUUCAACAGUUUACUAGUGUUUAAAAAUAUCUGUGUUAAUGAACUUGUUCACUAAACUUUCAACCAAGGUCAAAUGCGUUAGAAACUUUUAAAAACUGUCAAAAACUUCCAAAUGUUCUCUAAUUCUUUAUAACUUAAAUUGUACACAUGCCUUUGAAGAUUAAUUGUAAUAUUUUAUUAGUUUGAAUGACAAUUUAUUCUUGUCAAAACAGUCUACAAUCUCCUAAGUAACUUUGAAGAAAGCCGGUUUUCUUAUUGGUUUGGUUUUACUUAAGGUUUUGUUUUCAUACUUUUUGAUUUGGAAGUGAAUUUGCCAUACAUUUUCAUAUUUUUAAUCAACAAUUCAAUAAACUAUUUUAUAACUAAACUUGUAAUCUUUGAAUAACAUCUGUGCAUGAAAAAGUUUUAGAGAAUGAGGUUAAUCUUCAAGCACUACACCCAUUUCGUCAGGAAUUUUAGUUGUCAAACGAACAACAUGUCUAUCAAAUCGAUCAAGGCCCGUCAAAUCUUCGACUCCAGAGGAAACCCAACUGUUGAAGUUGACCUUGUGACCGAUUUCGGAGGCCUAUUCCGUGCCGCUGUCCCGUCCGGAGCUUCGACCGGUAUCUAUGAGGCUCUGGAGCUGAGAGACGGAGAGAAGAACAACUACCAUGGCAAGGGGGUGUUGAAGGCUGUCGGACAUAUUAACAACUCCAUUGCUCCGGAACUUAUCAAGCAGAAAUUUGACGUGACCCAGCAGAAGGAAAUCGACCAGUUUAUGCUGAAACUGGACGGAACUGAGAAUAAGUCAAAGUUUGGAGCCAAUGCCAUUUUGGGGGUAUCCCUCGCUGUAUGCAAGGCGGGAGCUGCCAAGAAAGGGGUUCCUCUCUACAAGCACAUUGCUGAUUUGGCAUGCAACAAGGAGAUUAUCCUCCCAGUGCCAGCUUUCAACGUAAUCAAUGGAGGUUCCCACGCCGGUAACAAGCUGGCUAUGCAAGAGUUCAUGAUUCUGCCUACUGGCGCCUCCUCGUUCACAGAAGCUAUGAAGAUUGGUAGCGAGGUGUACCAUCACCUGAAAAAGGUGAUCCUGAAGAAAUUCGGUCUGGAUGCGACGGCAGUCGGUGACGAGGGUGGAUUUGCCCCCAACAUCCUCGACAACAAGGAGGGUCUGGUGCUGAUUCAGGAGGCCAUUGCUAAUGCCGGCUACAAGGGCAAAGUCGAUAUCGGCAUGGAUGUCGCUGCUUCUGAGUUCUACAAGGACAACAAGUACGACCUUGACUUCAAGAACGAGGCAUCCGACAAGAGCCAAUGGAUCAGUGGCGAUCAGCUGACUGAACUGUACCAGGGCUUCAUCAAGGAGUUCCCCAUUGUCUCCAUUGAGGACCCCUUCGACCAGGACCACUGGGAGGCAUGGUCCAAAAUCACCGCUGCCACUAACAUUCAGAUUGUUGGAGACGAUCUGACAGUGACCAACCCGAAGCGCAUCCAAACAGCUGUUGAGAAGAAGGCUUGCAACUGUCUGCUGCUGAAGGUGAACCAGAUUGGGUCGGUGACGGAGAGCAUCGAGGCGCAUCUGUUGGCCAAGAAGAACGGCUGGGGCACCAUGGUCAGCCAUCGCAGUGGAGAGACCGAGGACACCUUCAUCGCCGACUUGGUCGUUGGACUUAGCACAGGUCAGAUCAAAACUGGAGCACCUUGCCGUUCUGAGAGACUGGCCAAGUACAACCAGAUUCUGAGAAUCGAGGAAGAGCUGGGUUCGGCCGCUAAGUACGCCGGAAAAUCGUUCAGAUGCCCCGUCUAGGAGCGCCAUCUAGGGUGGUUAGCGCUGCUCCGGUUACGAGUUGGUCGAACAGUCAGUUGAACGAAAAGUGACCGGUGAGCGGAUCCAACAAAAUUGAGAAACAAAUGAGAAACUUUUAGAGCAGAUUGAUCGAAUGUUCAACAAAAUUUCCAAACAACUCUUUUUACACAGCCAUUUCACAAAAAUCAGAGCAAAUAAUGAGAAAUUUUCACAGCCAAUUGGAUUACAAGUGGGGAAAUUGUAGGGUGGCUAGGAAAUUCGCUGAUGGGGGACUUGAACGAACGUUCAACUUACUGAUCAUAAGGGAAAUGAAGGAAUUUCUAUUUUUUGAGUUACUUGUGAGUUGAAUAAAACGAUGUAGCUGAGUGGUUAUGAAAUUUCUGGAAAAUUAAUAAAAUUGUCUUUACUCAUUGAAACUAUACACCAUCCAAGAAAGUUGGAUAAAAAAUUGUUUAGUCGACAUAUAUCUCAUUGUACAAGUAUGUUAAUUUUUUUCUAAAAACUUUUUUGUUCACUUUUAUGAAAGAGUUUAUAUUUUUGUUUAUAACUAACCCCACAGUUCUAGCACAUUUUAUAUAUUUAUACUAUAUAACAAUAGUAAAUUCCUACAUCCAAUGUAUGUCAUGUUAUUUAAUAAAAAAAUGAUGAAUUAUUA